CAGGUCGGCCGAGUCGCGCGCAUAUGUAGUCCGCGCGGGCCGGCCUUUGGUCGCGGCGCUGGUGGGCGCAGAGCGAGCGGCAGCAGUCAUGACGGAGGGCACGUGUCUGCGCCGCAGAGGGGGACCCUAUAAGACACAGCCCGCCACCGACCUCAGCCGCUGGCGACUCAGCAAUGAGAGGGGAAGGCAGGUGUGGACGUAUUUUCAAGAGGACAGCCCUGACCGGGAGCAGACUGCGCUGGAAGCUCACUCCGUGGGGCUGGACACCGGGAGUUACUUUAAAGACUUGCCCAAAGCCCACACAGCCCGUGAGGGGGCUCUGAAUGGGAUGACAUUUUACGUGGGGCUGCAGGCCGAGGACGGCCACUGGGCGGGUGAUUACGGCGGCCCGCUCUUUCUCCUGCCAGGCCUCCUGAUCGUGUGCCACGUGGCGCACAUCCCUCUGCCGGCGGGGUACAGAGAAGAGAUGACGCGGUACCUGUGGUCCGUGCAGCUCCCGGAUGGCGGCUGGGGUCUCCACGGGCUUGCGUUGCAGCCUCAGGGCUGGAGCAGAGCAGUGAUGGCCUGUCCCCUGCAGAUCUCAAAAACCAUCAACAUGCUUGUGCGCUGGCACACGGACGGGCCGGCCUCCGACCCUUUCAAAGAGCACGUGUCCAGGAUUCCCGAUUACCUGUGGCUGGGCCUGGACGGCAUGAAGAUGCAGGCCCACGAGACACGGGCUGCCGUGUGUGGAGCUGUGACCAUCCCCUCCUGGGGCAAGUUCUGGUUGGCGAUCCUGAACGUUUACAGCUGGGAAGGCCUCAACACGCUCUUACCAGAGAUGUGGCUGCUUCCUGCCUGGGUGCCCGUGCACCCUUCCACACUGUGGUGCCACUGCCGGCAGGUCUACCUGCCCAUGAGCUACUGCUAUGCCAUCCGACUGAGCGCCCAGGAAGACCCACUCAUCCAGAGCCUGCGCCAGGAGCUGUACGUGGAGGACUACGCCAGCAUUGACUGGCCGGCCCAGAGGGCCAACGUGGCCCCUGACGACCUGUACACGCCUCCCAGCUGGCUGCUUCGCGUGGUGUUCGAGGAGGUCACGGGUGGUGGCAUCCAGAUCCUGAAGUGCUCUGACAGUUGUGUUCUGGGCACCAAUGGCUCGCAGGUCUGGGACACCUCGUUUGCCAUCCAGGCUCUGCUGGAGGCAGGUGCAGAGCACAGGCCCGAGUUCUCGUCCUGCCUGCAGAAGGCGCAUGAGUUUCUGCGGAUCUCACAGGUCCCGGACAACCCGCCCGACUACCAGAAGUACUACCGCCAGAUGACGAAGGGCGCCUUCUCCUUCAGCACUGUGGACUGUGGCUGGAUUGUCACCGACUGCACAGCGGAGGCCUUGAAGUCCGUCCUCCUCGUGCAAGAAAAGUGUCCUGUCACUACACACAUCCCGCCAGAGCAGCUCUUUGACGCCGUCAACGUGUUGCUGAGCAUGAGAAACUCUGAUGGGGGAUUUGCCACCUAUGAGACCAAGCGUGGGGGGUACCUGCUGGAGCUGCUGAACCCCUCGGAAGUCUUCGGGGACAUCAUGAUAGACUACACGUACGUGGAGUGCACCUCGGCCGUGAUGCAGGCGCUCUGGCAUUUCCACGUGCAGUUCCCUGAGCACAGGCCCCAGGAAAUCAGGGAGACUCUCGAGCGGGCCCUGGAGUUCUGUCGGCGGAAGCAGAGGCCCGACGGCUCCUGGGAGGGCUCCUGGGGGGUUUGCUUCACCUACGGCACCUGGUUUGGGCUGGAAGCUCUCGCCUGCAUGGGGCACACUUACCGCAAUGGGGCUGCCUGCGGGGAGGUCUCGAAGGCCUGCGACUUCCUGCUUUCCCGGCAGAUGGCGGACGGAGGCUGGGGGGAGGACUUUGAGUCCUGUGAGCAGCGGCGUUAUGUGCAGAGCGGCCAGUCCCAGAUCCACAACACAUGCUGGGCCCUGAUGGGGCUGAUGGCCGUCAGGCAUCCUGGCGUGGAGGCGCUGGAGAGAGGAGUCCGGUGUCUGCUGAGAAAACAGCUCCCCAAUGGCGACUGGCCCCAGGAGAACAUCUCUGGCGUCUUCAACAAGACCUGUGCCAUCAGCUACACGAGCUACAGGAACGUCUUCCCCAUCUGGGCCCUCGGCCGCUUCUCACGCCUGCACCCUGAUAGCGCCCUCGCAGGCCACCCUUGAGAGCAGGCCGGUGGGCGCCUGGCGGGUGGGUGGCUGGUAUGACCCCUGUCUCCCUGCCUUGCACUCCCCACUUCCGGAGUUAGUCCUGGGACCAGGCCAGGCGGGUGGGUGCUGGCAGUUUAGACGCUUUAUAUUUAGCUUAGCUUUGAGAAAAGCUCGAUGGGCCCAGAUGAGGGAAGGGACACGAUGAGCUGUGACACUGCAGAGGGUACAGCGUGGUGUGUCCUCGCCAUGGGCACUGGGCUGGGAGGGCUUCCUUGAUGACAGUUCUCAGGAGAGGAGCAGUCUGCCCCGUCCCGGUGCUGGGCUCACCCCAGGCCGGCUCUUCCUGCGUCUGCUGCCCCUUGGGCUGAGGAACGUGUCGGCUUUCCUAAGCAGCCUGGUGGGGAGAGGCCACGGGCUUGGCGAGGCGUGGGGAACAGCAGGGCUCGCCGACCUGCCCCUGAUCUCGUUUGCCCAUGCGAUACCACGGUGCUGCCAGCGUGGGUGCCAGCAUCCCACCUCCAGGGUUUAUAGUCGUCCUGUAACGACAAAUUCUCAGGGAGACCAAGCAUGACAGGCUGACCGGGCAUCAACAGCUCUGUGGUUACCCGGUGUGGCACUGCUCUGCACCCCAGUCUGUCACCGCUCCUGUAGCCGGCCAGGUAGGCGUGACACCCAGGUCACCCUCGUGGCUGCCGAGACCCUCCUGUCCCUGUCUGCUCUGAGCUCAAGUGGGAGUGACUUCCGGGCGAUGCCUUUUGGCAAGUUGCCCUCUGGUUUCUAAACCUGCCUGGUUUGCCAGGCAGGGACUGGGGGCUCGGAUUCGGGAGUCCAGGUGUGGGUUUGCCCUUGACCUACACGGACAGGCAUCUCUCGUGCUCAGGGCCUCCCUGGGGAUGGAGCUGUGGAGACACCAAGAGCUCUGGUGAGAAUAAAGCCCAAAGCCCCACCCAGCGCCACCUCUACCUGCAGUUCCUGUGUACCACCCCCUGCACAGGCGGCAGCUGCUGUGCUCUCCCCGGACAGUGGAGAACCACCCGGAUGCCCCUCUGCCCCUGUCGUUCCCAGCCCAGAGACUAGUAGGGCUCUCGCCGAGGCUUCCCACACGUGGCCUUCUUCUUGCAGCCCUCGUGACCCUGGGGCACUGUCCCUGACCAUCGGGCACUCGCUGGCUUCAGGGCCCUCGCCUGAGCUUCCCCUCCCCUGACCUUUCGCCCCUGGGGUCCCGCUUCUGCCUGCUCUGAGCCCUGCAGGGCCGGCCGGCCCCACAGGCUGCCACACUGGCACAGAGCCGGAGUUCACUGGGUGCCUGCUGCUCAGACAUUUCACUCGGGUCUGUCUGGUGACGGAACCGUGUUGAAUCCCUUUGAGAUCUGCUGGGUUUGCUCUUGCCCCCUUUUUUAAAAAUUUGGAAGUUUUUUCUUUUCCAGGUUUACAUUCAAUAUUAUAUUUGUUUCAGGUGCACAGCAUAGCAGUUAGACAUUUAUAUAACUUACAUAGUGAUCCCCCUAUUAGUCCAGUCCCCACCCGACACCAGUCUUUCCAUGUUAUUGACUGUAUUCCCUGUGCUGUGCGUUGCAGCCCCGUGACUGCUCUGUAACUGCCGAUCUGCUUCCUGACCCCGCCCCCUCACCCAGCUCCGCAACCACCCUCCCGUCGGGCAGCCGUCAGUUUGUUCUGUCUUUGAGUCUGCUUUUGUGUGUUCAUUUAUUUUGUUUUUUAGAUUCCACACAUAAAUGAGAUCACACGGUAUUUCUUUCUGAUUGAGGAGAUUUUCUGUAUUAUGCUGGGAAACUUUCUCUUGGCCAUAGUAGGUUUUUCUGUGUUCACCGUGAUGUACUUCACACCCUUCCCUUUGAGGGAUUCUUUAACUAGAAAUAUGUGACUGACUCACAGUGGGAACUUCCCUCUAGGAAAAUUAUUUUCCUGACUGAACAGAAUCACUAUUGUUACACAGACUUAAUUUGAUUUAGGCAAUAAAAAUGUGUGAAGAGUCA
Messenger RNA from Hipposideros armiger (great roundleaf bat), 4164 nucleotides. RefSeq names its product lanosterol synthase (gene LSS). Gene Ontology annotation, cellular component: lipid droplet. Gene Ontology annotation, biological process: triterpenoid biosynthetic process; cholesterol biosynthetic process. The transcript is spliced from 22 exons. The record is from RefSeq and is a predicted model, not a curated record. Gene Ontology annotation, molecular function: lanosterol synthase activity. Lineage: Eukaryota; Metazoa; Chordata; Mammalia; Chiroptera; Hipposideridae. Bases 89 to 2185 code for a protein of 698 amino acids.